Molecule: messenger RNA, 2314 nt
Organism: Urocitellus parryii (Arctic ground squirrel)
Lineage: Eukaryota; Metazoa; Chordata; Mammalia; Rodentia; Sciuridae
Gene: Dapk2
Product: death associated protein kinase 2
Biological process (GO): protein phosphorylation; intracellular signal transduction; positive regulation of apoptotic process
Cellular component (GO): cytoplasm; nucleus
Molecular function (GO): protein serine/threonine kinase activity; ATP binding
Source: RefSeq, a predicted model, not a curated record
GGCGCUGGGCGCUGUGUUAGAAGAGUGGAGCUGGGCGCCGGGAACCCCGCCGCGCCCCGUCCCGUCGUGCUCGCUGCGGCCGUCGCUUCGCAGCCUCCAGCCGGUUGUAUGGUCCAGGCCUCCAUGAAGAGCCCAAACAUGGAGACGUUCAAGCAGCAGAAGGUGGAGGACUUUUAUGACAUCGGAGAGGAGCUGGGGAGUGGCCAGUUUGCCAUUGUGAAGAAGUGCCGGGAGAAGAGCACAGGACUGGAGUAUGCAGCCAAGUUCAUCAAGAAGCGACAGAGCCGGGCCAGCCGGCGGGGUGUGUGCCGGGAAGAGAUCCAGCGGGAGGUGAGCAUCCUGCGGCAGGUGCUGCACCCCAACAUCAUCACGCUGCACGACGUCUACGAGAACCGCACCGAUGUGGUGCUCAUCCUCGAGCUAGUGUCUGGUGGAGAGCUGUUUGAUUUCCUGGCCCAGAAGGAGUCGCUGAGUGAGGAGGAAGCCACCAGCUUCAUUAAGCAGAUCCUGGAUGGGGUGAACUACCUUCAUACAAAGAAAAUUGCUCACUUUGAUCUUAAGCCAGAAAACAUUAUGUUAUUAGACAAGAAUAUUCCCAUUCCACACAUCAAGCUGAUUGAUUUUGGCCUGGCUCACGAAAUAGAAGAUGGAGUUGAAUUUAAGAACAUUUUUGGGACGCCAGAAUUUGUUGCUCCAGAAAUCGUGAACUAUGAGCCCCUGGGGCUCGAGGCUGAUAUGUGGAGCAUCGGUGUCAUCACCUAUAUCCUCCUCAGUGGAGCAUCCCCUUUUCUGGGAGAAACAAAGCAGGAAACACUGGCAAAUAUCACAGCAGUGAGUUAUGACUUUGAUGAGGAAUUCUUCAGCCAGACUAGCGAAUUGGCCAAGGACUUCAUUCGGAAGCUUCUGGUUAAAGAGACCCGGAAACGGCUCACCAUCCAAGAGGCUCUCAGGCAUCCCUGGAUCACGCCGGUGGACAACCAGCAAGCCAUGGUGCGCAGGGAGUCCCUGGUCAACCUGGAGAACUUCAAGAAGCAGUAUGUCCGCAGGAGGUGGAAGCUGUCCUUCAGCAUCGUGUCCUUGUGCAAUCACCUCACUCGCUCCCUGAUGAAGAAGGUGCACCUGAGGCCAAAUGAGGACCUGAGGAAUUGUGAGAGUGACACUGAGGAGGACAUCGCCAAGAGGAAAGCCCUCCACCCUCGGAGGAGGAGCAGUACCUCCUAACUUGGCUGGACUUGCAGUGGCUGCCAGGGAGGUCCAGGCCCAGCGGGGCUCCCUUCUGUGCAGACUCUUGGACCCAGCUCAUCACCAGCAGCCAGGCGUUCCACAUUCCUGAGCACUUUGCAAGAGAGGGGCCUGCAGGAUUCAGAAAAAUUUGCAGGGGAGCCAGGAGACCCUGGGAGUUCUGGCUCUCUCCCGUGGAGGAGGCUCCAGCACUUCCAAAGCUCUUAAUUCUUCAUGAAACUGGCUUUUAUCUGUCUGCCAAUCUCAGAACCUGGGCAGGGGAGUGGACUUCAGGAAAUGAUGUAAAACAUCAUCUUCAUCCCGGCAUGAAGGUCAGACCCAGGCAGCUCUCCUCACAGGGUGAGGGAGUUCAGAAUCAGCCUGGUCAGAAUUCACACCAGGAAGACAGAGACCUACCACUAAGGGAACAGUGAAGAGAAUCUUGGAAUAUGAGGGACCAAUCUGUGACCUCCUAGAACCCACUGGAAUCAGCAUACCAGAGUGACCAACAUACUAGAUCUUCUAGAACAGCCAUUGUCAGGCCACUGUGCUGUAAUAUUUUUCAUUUUUAUUAAACUUUUGGUUUAUCUGAGGCUUGGCUUCUUUUAGGGCUAUCUUCUUCUGAUUUCCUGUAGCCCAAGGGCCUACGACUUGGAAGUGCUGAGGGGACAGAACCUCAGAAGGUGAUUCUAAAUUGUCCCCUCCUGCCUUCAGGGUGUCUGCCUUCUGCAUCCUUCUCUAAAGGUCUCCAACCCUGACGCCAGCAUAAAAGGCCUGAGCUCCCCACACCACCCUGUACCACUCCUGCUGCUGUGGGCUAAUCAUGUCCCCCCCAAAUUCAUAUGUUGAAAUCCUAACCCUUCCCACCACAGAAUAUCAGUAUAAUUGGAGACAGGGUCUUUAAACAGUAAUUAAAAUGAAAUGAGUUCACUGAGGUGGACCCAGAUUCUCUAUGACUGGUCUUAUAAGAAGAGAUUAGUUGGACACAGUGCCACACGCCUGUAAUGCCCCCAGCUCUGAGUCAAAAGGAUCGCAAGUUCAAAACCCAUCCUCAGCAACAGUGAGGCACUAAGCAACUCAGUGAGACCCUGUC